Messenger RNA from Rubroshorea leprosula, 4175 nucleotides. The record is from the annotation of a GenBank genome assembly. Lineage: Eukaryota; Viridiplantae; Streptophyta; Magnoliopsida; Malvales; Dipterocarpaceae.
AUUUUCCCCCUAAUUUUCCCAGUCUUGAUUGGUUCUGUAACGGAGUGUUCUUGGCUUCUUCCCAUCUAGAAUGUGAAAACACAGAUAACAUCUCUAAAAACAACCUUUCGUGGCAGCAGCCACUUUCACAAGGACCCAUUUGGGUCACCGUUUGGUUCACUUUCGUUCCCCCUCUCCUCAAAGCCCCAGAUUUUCACGACCCUUUUCAGUGUUUUGGUGGCGAUUCUUUGCCUCAAGUGGAGUAUGGUUUUGGUUUUGUGCUAUGAUUGUGGAGGGGUUUUGGGUUUUCCACCAAUUGAGGGAUGCGUGAAACAACAUGAAUUGUCUUGGAUGCUGGUACUGGAUGCAUCUUGGCACAUGCCAAACGGUGCGUAUUACCUUAAGGUAACUCUUUGCAGCAUGGUACUGGAUAAUCAUGUUGUUUCUAUUGAUUGGCUCCAUUCUAACCUUAAGGUAGUCUCGAUUAUUGCUGACUUAAGCAUCGGAGUGUCUACCCCGAGGAUCUACCUCGGGGCUUUGCAGGUCAAUCCAGAGUGCAGAUACGGAUUGAAGAAGGACUUCUGGUCAGCCCGAGGUGGAAACUCGUCUCAGCCUCUUGGACAAGGUCAGGUCCCCAGCAACCUUCCGCCUCAUCCCCCACCCCCAAUCCCAAAUACGUUCCCUCUUGUUGAUCAUGCAGAAGGAGAAGACGAAAAUCAACCACACAAUUCGUUAGUACUAGCACAUCUAUUAGCCCGAAAUAAUCAUGGUGAUCCACUCAUCAACUUACUUAAUCCUACUCCACAACCUCUAGCCCCACCACAAAAUCCUGAACCAGUUCAGCAUGCUCCUGCUAUUAGUGAAUCUCAGGCCCAAUCUCACUUCGCGCCAGUUCAGCAACCCCUUCAUGGUGAUGUCACUCGACGUCUAGAUAGCUUAGAAAAGCUAAUGGUUGAACAACGAGGUGCCCCACCCCCGCACCCUGCUGCUGACUCCGUGCCCCACCCUCUCAACACCAAUAUUAUACUAGAACUCUAUCCCGCUGGCUUCAAAAUACCACAGCUUGAAACUUAUGAUGGGAUGAAGGACCCCGAUGAUCAUUUACAUGCUUUCUACUCUUGCAUGCAGGCCCAGAACGCCUCUGAUGCAUUGAUGUGCAAAAUCUUUCCCUCUACCCUCCGAGAAAUGGCAUCUGCUUUUGCCACAAAGUUUUCCAGUAGAAGGUUGAUCAGGAAAACCACUUCUGAGCUGAUGCGAGUUAAGCAGAAGGACGGAGAGUCUUUGAAAAAUUUUAUGAGCAGAUUCAAUGAUGCAGUACUGGAGGUUAACUCUUUUGACCAAGCUGUGGGAAUUACAGCUGUGAUCUCAGGUCUUAGCCAUGAGAGAUUCCGAGAUAGUUUGCUCAAACAUCCUGCCAACACCUUCAGCGAGGUAAAUGAUAGAUCGUUGAAAUUCAUAACUGCUGAGGAAUAUGCCCUGUCGCAGAACCUAACUCCUAUUAAGAGCCAACACCCGGACUGGAGAGAGGAGAAUCCGAACAGGAAACGGAUGAAGACAACACAGAACCGAGGUCCGAUGUCGACUUCCACCCUGAGAUUCGGAAGGCCGAACUCAGCACCUCCGCAACAACCUGCAGAGCACGGUCAUACAACAGAGCAAUGCAAUAGUCUAAGGUCCGAGCUGGAAAGUCUAGCGCAGAAAGGAAUGUUGAAUGAGUACAUCCAGAGAGUGGAACAACCAAGGUUUGUCAGAGAACAAGGGCCACAGCAUCAAGGAGUCUGCAAUCCCUUAAACAGGCAAGGUGUGGGAUAUCAGCAGGCCCCACCACCACUCCCCCCACCAGCUAGAGUCAUACACAUGAUUACGGGUGGUCUGGCAGCAGGUGGACUGAGCUCUAAGCAGCGAAAGUUGUAUGUCAAAGAGGUUAGGCACCAAAACCGAGCUCAGAAGCGAAAAUUUGACGAUGCUGAGUGGAAGAAUCAACCCAUCACUUUCACAUCUGCUGAUCUUAAGACAGUUGUCACACCUCACAAUGAUCCUCUAGUCACUUCUGUCACAAUCAACAAUUGUGAGGUGCAGCGUGUCUUUGUUGACACAAGGAGUGCACCAGACAUCAUGUACUUCCAUUGUUUUAAGAGUCUUGGGUUAGAUCCAGCUCUGUUGCAGCGGUAUGAUGGUCCCAUCUACGGGUUCAACAACCAACCAGUUCCAGUUGAAGGAGUCCUCACCAUGAAUGUUGCAUUUGGAAGUGGCCGAAGUUAUGUGACCCCUUCCGUGAGGUUUUUAGUAGUCAAGAUGGCGUCCUCUUUCAACGCUGUCAUCGGCCGACCUACACUGACUGCAAUCCGAGCUGUGGUUUCCCAGUCUCACCUAUGCAUGAAAUCCCCAACUCCUACGGGAAUAGCAACGCUGCGAGGCAACCAAGAGGUAGCCCGACAUUGCUAUAUCACCUCGGUCACGCAACCUCAGAAGGGUAAAGAUCAGACGCCCGAGGUCAAUCCCAAACGGAUUCCUGACAAUCGACAAGUUAUAGGUGUGGAGAUAGUAGAUAACCGACCAGAAGAUGAAACCAGAGCUGCUGCAGUCGAAGAUGUGGAAGAGGUACAGAUUGAUGACAGAGAUUCGAGCCGGAAAACGCAAAUUGGGACUAAAUUGAACCAAGAGGAAAGAGCAAAGCUAAUAGCUUUUCUUCGGGCCAAUAAAGAUGUUUUUGCAUGGACUUCAGCAGAUAUGCCGGGAAUUCCCACUUCAUUUUUUCAACAUAAAUUCAGCACCAAUCCCCUUAAGAAACCCGUAACCCAGAAGGUAGAUUACUGUGAGUGGGUCGCCAAUCCGGUGUUGGUGAAAAAAGUGAACGGUAAGUGGUGGAUGUGCAUUGAUUACACUAACCUCAACGAUGCAUGUCCAAAGGACUGUUAUCCAAUGCCAAACAUUGAUAAGCUGGUUGAGGCAGCUUCGGGAAAUAAGAGAUUAAGUCUCUUGGAUGCAUACUCAGGCUACCACCAGGUCCCAAUGGCUCUUGAGGAUGAAGAAAAAAUCUCGUUCUAUGCUGGCGAUGAGAUCUAUUGUUAUGUAAUGAUGCCCUUCGGCUUGAAGAACGCAGGUGCCACUUACCAGAAGAUGGUUACCAUCGUAUUCCGAGCUCAGAUAGGACGGAAUCUAGAAGUUUAUGUUGAUGAUAUAGUGGUAAAGAGUUUGAAAGCUGACGAUCACUUAACCGACCUUGAGGAGACAUUCAACAAUCUCAAACAUAAUAGAAUGAGGUUAAACCCAGCCAAAUGCAUCUUUGGUGUGGAGUCUGGAAAAUUCCUGGGUUUCAUGGUUUCCCGGAGAGGAAUUGAGGUCAACCCAGAGAAGAUCAAAGCAAUUACCGAGAUGGAACCGCCGAAAUCAGUGAAGGAUAUACAGAGGUUGACUGGAAGGGUAGCAGCUCUUCAUCGGUUCAUAUCGAAGUCAGCAGAUAAGUGCCUACCGUUUUUCAAGAUUAUGAGUUCGGUUCUGGUAAGAGAAGAAGCCAAGCAGCAGAAACCAAUAUAUUAUAUCAGUAGUGUGCUGCAUGGAGCCGAGCUGAGGUAUCCUAUAGCUGAGAAAGCAACCUUAGCAGUUGUUACUUCGGCCAGAAAGUUGAGGCCAUAUUUCCAGUCGCACCCGAUCAUUAUUCUUACAGACCAACCCCUUCGGCAGAUUCUGCAAAAGCCUGAGUGUUCUGGAAGAUUAAUUAAGUGGGCAGUAGAACUGGGGGAAUUUGAGAUAGCAUUUCAGCAGAGAUCUGCAAUCCGAGCUCAGGCACUGGUAGAUUUUAUUGUGGAGUGCACUCCAGGUGAUUCCAUUCCUACUUUGGAGCCCAAUGACUGGACCUUAUAUGUUGAUGGGGCAUCUAAUAGCAAAGGUUCAGGAGCUGGUGCUCUCUUGAUCGGCCCAGAUGGAUACCGAAGUGAACAUGCUUUGAAAUUUAACUUCGAUGCAACAAACAACAUGGCUGAACUUGGUCUGCAGCUAGCAUUGGAAUGAAAACUCAGUACGAUCCAAGUAUAUAGUGACUCCCAGCUGGUGGUGAACCAAAUUAACUCAAUCUACGAAGUUGUUGAUCCUGUGAUGGUGAAAUACGUAACUCUGGUGGCCGACCUGAAGUGCAAAUUCCAGAAAUUUUGUCUGAGCAAAAUCCCCCGAACUGAGAAUGAACAGGCAGAUUCACU